CAGAACGGCAUCCAACCAGACAAGCUUGACUCCAGAGUCGGAAUAUACAUAGUUUUCCAACGAAACUAAUGUUUAUAUAAAUAUCGACCAAACCUAAACCUCAUGGCUCCCACACCAAUUCCCAUACCCCUCUUCGCCCAAACCCAGCAACAGCUUCUUCUCCAAGAACACGAAGCCGAAGUCUCCUCCUCCACGCUCGCCAGCACCGCCGCAUCGGUCUCACCUUCUACCAGACGAACCCUCCAAGCAACAGGCUAUGCGCUGACGGGGAUCGUCCUCUCGCAAUGCCGGACGGGCCUCGGGGGCCGCGUCGUGGGCGAAUUCGGCGCAGAUGCGGCUGUUUCUACGAAGAAUACAGAUAGCGAUGGGAAGGAUGGAGAACCUCGUUUAGGUGCGCAUGGGAUUCGCGUGGGUGACGUGGUCCGGGUGAAUGAGAUUGGGAGCUCCACGAAGAAAGUGGGAAAGGACAAAGUGAGCAAAGAUGGAAAGCCAGCGGGUACAGGACCACCCAAGGGCCCUGAGGGAGUUGUUACACGGGUCGGGGAGCGGAGUGUCUGGGUUGCGUUCGGUCAACAGGGCGGCGGGGGACGAUCCAAGGAAGACGACGAGGCGAUCGAGGAGCUCUGGGGGAAGAAGCUAUGGUUGAUAAAGCUCGCGAACGAUGUGACGUAUCGACGGAUGAAGCAGACGAUGGAGAAAAUGGGGAAGAUGACCGAGCCCGAUCAUACACAUUUUAUGCGGGUUGCGUUUGGACAUACGACGCCUCUGCCGCCGGAUUAUGAGGCUGUGGGCGAUGUUGAAUUCAACGACCCGACGUUGAAUGACUCGCAGAAGGAAGCUAUUCGGUUUGCUUUGGCUUCGCGGGAUAUUGCGCUUAUUCAUGGGCCGCCAGGUACCGGUAAGACUCAUACCUUGAUUGAGCUUAUCUUGCAGAUGGUGCAGCGGAAAUUAAAGGUGCUUGUUUGCGGGCCUUCGAAUAUCUCGGUGGAUAAUAUUGUUGAGAGACUUGCGCCGAAAAAAGUGUCUGUUGUGCGUAUUGGUCAUCCGGCGCGUUUGUUGCCGUCUGUCCUUGAGCAUUCGUUGGAGGUUCUGACGCAGACGUCGGAUGCCGCUUCAAUUGUGAGGGAUGUUAGGAAGGAGAUUGAUCAGAAGGUAGCUAGUAUUCGGAAGACUAGGUUUGGAAGGGAGAAGCGGGCGAUUUACCAGGAUUUGAAAGAGUUGCGUCGGGAGUUCAGGGAUCGAGAGUCUAAAUGCGUCGAUAAUCUGGUUAGAGAGAGCAGCGUGGUUCUUGCGACUCUGCAUGGGGCAGGUGGGCAUCAAUUGAAGAACCAGAAGUUCGACGUUGUGAUUAUCGACGAGGCUAGUCAAGCCUUGGAGGCGCAAUGCUGGAUUUCACUGCUCUCUGCACCUAAAGUUGUUCUGGCGGGUGAUCAUUUACAAUUGCCUCCAACUGUGAAGUCCACCGUUCAGAAGACUAAAGAUACAAAGGCAGGGCAGGCGGACACCGUCAACGAUGGUGACAAGGAAGUUCUUGGGAAAAUGUCUCUCGAGACGACCAUGUUCGAUCGACUGCUUUCACUCCAUGGUGAAGGCAUCAAAAGAAUGCUAACUACUCAGUAUCGAAUGCACGAGACAAUCAUGCGGUUUCCGUCAGACGAGCUGUACGAGUCUAAACUGAUGGCUGGCGAAGCGGUAAAAGCACGUCUUCUGAAGGACCUACCAUACGAGGUAGAGGAGACCGACGAUACAAAAGAGCCGUUGGUAUUCUGGGACACUCAAGGAGGCGAUUUCCCUGAAAAGACUGAUGAUAAGGAAGUAGGGCAAAAGGAGGCCCUUCUUGGUGAGAGUAAGAGCAACGAAAUGGAGGCAAUGGUUGUUGCGAAGCACGUAGACAACCUGGUGCAGUCGGGGCUGAAACCGGAGGAUAUCGCUGUCAUCACCCCUUAUAACGGUCAGCUAGCUAUCUUGUCCCAGAUGCUGCGGGAGAAGUAUCCGGGUAUCGAGUUAGGCAGUGUGGAUGGAUUCCAGGGUCGCGAGAAAGAGGCUGUUGUUGUCAGCCUGGUGCGAAGUAACAGUGAGAAUGAGGUUGGUUUCUUGGGAGAGAAGCGACGUCUGAACGUUGCUAUGACACGCCCCAAACGGCAUCUUUGCGUCUGUGGUGAUUCAGAGACCAUCAGCAAAGGAAGCGGGUUCCUCAAGCGGUGGAUGGCAUUCUUGGAAGAGAACGCCGACUUGCGCUACCCAGAUGCUGGGGAAUUGCUCUGAAGGAACAAUCGUCUCCAUACCUCAGCUUCAUCUUUACUCCAGGCGACGCACGAUAUUCCUCAACCGUGAAGGGGGAGUGCCAGUAGGGUCACCCAACAUAGUCCGACACGAUCUACACAAACCCCUGGAGCAUGUUCCCACUCAAUCGGGUCUACGCCACAACCUUAGAGAAGCGGAAAUUGCGAGCAGCAUCACCGCCAUUGUGGCGCCCCCACCCUACGUUACAUCAACCCCUUUGUCG
Aspergillus caelatus is the source of this 2506-nucleotide messenger RNA. RefSeq names its product putative DNA helicase. Gene Ontology annotation, molecular function: ATP hydrolysis activity; 5'-3' DNA helicase activity. NCBI's taxonomy places the organism in Eukaryota, Fungi, Ascomycota, Eurotiomycetes, Eurotiales, Aspergillaceae. The transcript has 3 exons. The coding region runs from base 103 to 2265 and encodes 720 amino acids. The record is from RefSeq and is a predicted model, not a curated record.